Messenger RNA from Schistosoma bovis, 3484 nucleotides. The record is from the annotation of a GenBank genome assembly. NCBI's taxonomy places the organism in Eukaryota, Metazoa, Platyhelminthes, Trematoda, Strigeidida, Schistosomatidae.
GUUUAUACCUGGUGGUGUGAUGUAUUAAAACUCUAAAUAGUUAGUGCUUGUCUAAACAGUUUUUGUUGUUGACUGGAUAGCCAAAAAGCGUUCGUUUAACCUUCUCUUCUAAACCGUUUGGGAAGAGUGAUUACUGCAAAGCCUAUUGUAAUGUCCUCUUCCAGGACCAUAACAUAACCGAAUAUAUGACUAAGCGUUACACGGCUUGUGCCACAUUCUGUUAGUAAGAUGUAGGACUUUAUGCACAUAUUCCUGUCAUAAUACAUCCGUCUAGGUGGUUAGGAUCUAAUUUGUAUACGUUAACUUAUGAAGCAGGUACUUCCGAAUAUUUUAUACGUGAUUGAUAUAAUUUCUUAUAGUUCCUUUUUAUUAUACUGAUAGGCAGAUAAUGUGGUUUGUCACAGUCGUAACAUUUUACAUUGAUAUAUAGGUUGAGAUAAAGGCGAUAUAAAGAUCAGGUACAAACAGAUUAUCAAUUAUACGGUCUUCAAGAUUUGAAGAAAUAUGGUGAUAUAGUAUGGUUAUUGAGUCUUACAUCCUCAAGAUCGUGUUAAUGAUAUGGUCCAGACUCCCGAUUUGUUUUCAUAAAUAGUAAGGGUAAUUUUAUAUUAUGUUCCGAAUUUCGGCCUUAGUUCUUCAAACUAUCAGUCAGUGUGACCUAAUUUAUAACAUCUUAACGUAAACUCGUCAAAUGGAUGCACAUUGUGCUAUAUUUCACAUUAAUUAUAAAGUACUGAUUUGGCCAUUGCAUUUGAAUUCCUACACCUGAGUUGCGAGUUCGAUUUCAAUUCUACCUAUUGGAUUUUAGGCAGCCUGUAGGAACAUUAGACUGACUAAAAGGGUCGUUGGAAAUCAAGUAUACAGACUUAGACUUGAAGACUGAGUUACAUUAUUAUUACUGUAACGAUCCUGGGACUAAACAUUACCAGAUUCCUCAACCAAUGCAUAGUUUGGAUUUGAAAGUCACUAGUUUGAAGUUGGACCAUCAUCUGAUUAAUUAUCACUACCUGUUUAUGCAUCAUAUGGUGUCUGCUGAAGUUGAAUCUUUAAUAUAUUACAGAUUAAGCAACGUUACUGUGUAGUCAGGCAGUUCAGUGUUACUGAAGUAAAUUCAGACUUAACUGAGUUGAAAUAGUUGUACUUAUUUUCAUUUUUCUUCUACAGUAUAUAUUUUCUCACUUAUCCUCCCUAAAUUUAGCAUAUAAAAUGGUUAUCAUUCAUACUACAGUUCACAUUGGGGAAUCUUCAUAAAAUAAAACUAUCAGUAUCACUACCAAACACGGAAAAUACAUUACAAGUUUACCACAAUUACAUUCGUCCUUCGUUUAAUUGGUAAUUCUGAAAACGUUCAUACGUACCGAAAAGCGUCGAAUGCAGUCAUUCAUCCGGAUCAAUUUCGUUUCUCUAAAAAAGUUGUCAUGUCUUAAGUUGAUGUAAUGAUUUUUUUUCGCAAUAUACUAAUGUGUACGCAUCAGUUUCUAAUAUUCUGAUAAAUAUUUUUCUUAGUAAUAAAUAACUGGUUUGUUUGUUUUUCAUUAUGACUUAUUGUUUGUUUGUGUCUAAGGUUUUACAAUGACGUCGUGCCCGUUUUUGCGUAAAUUGUCUCCUACUGUGAUUCAAAGAGAUAUUCAACAGUUGAUCCAAUUAAUACCAAGAUGUCCGUUUGCUAGGCGUUUGUUUGAUGGAACUCCACUUUCCAGUCCUAGAAUGUAUUCAGAUGUCGCUAUGGAGCGUCAGUCAGAUGAAUCAUCAGUUUGUAAGAAUGUCUCAGAGUGCUUAUUGAAAAAAUGUCCUUUUACGGUCAAUUCAUAUGAGUCAACAUGUUCAAAUGAUUAUCUGUGCGCCCAAACCUCUAAUAAUCACGAAAACGAGAUGUAUCAAAACCAGUUAUGUGGGAUUUCUGAUGACAUAUGUAUUCCAAACACGUGCGCCUUAUUCGCUGGUUGGCAAAAGAGUAUAGUUGCGAGAAAAAGUCUUCAGCCAACAACAGACAUAACGAUAAAGAACGCUGAUCCAGAACAUUCUCAAACAAUCGAUUCGGUGCGUAAUGAUGGUGAUAGCUGCCUAGGUUUCAAUUAUAAUAAGUUUUUCGUGUCUGAAGUAGAAAGAAAAAAAAGAGAUUCUACUUAUCGAGUAUUUAGAAGAAUUUUAAGAGAUGCAUCUGAAUUUCCGUUUGCAGAUGAUUAUUCUAGUGGUAUGAAACGUCGUGUAGCUGUCUGGUGUUCCAACGAUUAUUUGGGAAUGAGUUGGCAUCCUAAAGUUCAAGAAGCUGCCAUUUCUACCAUACGUAAACAUGGUGUUGGUUCAGGUGGAACACGUAAUAUAUCUGGUAACUCAUUGUUACAUGAAUCAUUAGAAGCUGAAUUGUCAGAUCUUCAUGGAAAACCUGCAGCUUUAGUAUUUACAAGUUGUUACGUAGCUAAUGAAGCUGUAUUACAUACUUUAGGAACUCGUAUACCGGAAUUAACAAUAAUCUCUGAUGCUGGUAAUCAUGCAUCAAUGAUACAUGGGAUUCGAACUAGUCGUUGUCCAAAAAUUAUCUAUAGACAUAAUGAUGUGAAACACUUAACUUCGUUACUUGCAAAUAUACCUAAGAAUUCGCCGAAACUAAUUGCUUUUGAAACAGUCCAUUCAAUGUCAGGUGAUGUUUGCCCAUUGAAGAAUUUAUUAGAUGUUGCUGAAGCUAAUAAAGCACUCUCAUUUGUUGACGAAGUUCACGCUGUUGGUUUAUACGGUGCACAUGGAGCUGGAGUUGCUGAACGUGAUGGUCAGAUGCAUAGGAUAGAUGCAAUUACGGGUACACUUGGAAAGGCUUUUGCUAGUAUCGGAGGCUAUUUAGCAGGAAGUUCUGAACUAGUUGAUAUGAUCCGAUCUUAUGCUUCUGGAUUUAUAUUUACUACUUCACUACCACCACAUUCCUUGGCUGCUGCCCAAACAAGUAUUCAAAUUUUGAAAUCUUCUGAAGGAAAAGAACUUCGUGCAGAACACCAAAAACGAGUAUCUAUCGUACGCCAAAGUCUCCGUCAAGCAGGAUUACCUGUGAUUGAAGCGCCGUCACAUAUUAUUCCGCUACAUGUUGGUGAAGCGAAACUAUGUACGAAAAUAUCAGAAGAACUGUUAUCCGAACAUAAUAUAUAUGUGCAAUCGAUAAAUUACCCAACUGUAGACAUAGGAGAUGAACGUUUGCGUAUUGCACCCACACCGCAUCAUACAGAUAAACUAACUGAAGAACUAGUAGAUUCUUUAUGUAUGGUAUGGAAAAAAUACAAUUUACCUUUAAAUGUUGAGUCAGCAAGAAAAAUCACCCGACAAGCUGGUUAACAUUGAAGACAUACAAAUUAUUAAUAUUAUUUGAUUGUUAGUUUAAAGUAGGUGAUCAAACACAAAUUCGAUUGUUUAGUUUUAUUUAUUUCUUCAUCAGUCAUUUUCAGUCAUGUAAAAGAAUGUCUACUUAAUUUGAAUAAAAUGUUAGUUUAACAAUUAA